AUGGCCAAUAUUGGUAAUCCUGCGCCACAUACGGUCAACGGUUAUGCAGAGAAUGGAAAAUGUCGUCGUAACGUCGUCUUACUCAAAAGUAUAUUUCAAUCUACUGCGAAAGAAGUCAAAAUACAUGAUUCACUCAUGUCUGCUACAACAGCUGUGCGAGGAGCUGGAUUAGUAAACGCUUUGCAAGCUCUGACUGGCACUACGAUGUUUUCACCAACUCACUAUGCUGAUGUUGAUAUCGAGCCAAUUCAGUUUGAACUUCAAGGUGGACAAUCGCGUGAGAUCACUUCGAUUUCGGGCCCCAAAACGAGUCGAUUCUGCUCUACUUCUUGUCUAUUCGGGUUUUAUUUUUGCCACAAAUCAGAUGAGUGGAGAAACCGCUCAUUAUCAUAUGCAGGCGUUGUCGGUGAUUAUGGAAACGCAAGAAUUAUUGUCCGAAAUUCAUCAUCGGUCAUUAUUACAGGAAUUAAGAACAAAAAUGGAAAUUAUAUUACUAACGCGCAAAUAUCAACUGUAAAUCGUGCGUCCAGAGCAAAAAUCAUCGUAGUUUUAGCAUGGUCAACACGGUUGCUUUACGUUAAUGUUAUUCCUGCUGAAGAUAACGUUCAAUUUGAUCCUGAAAUUGGAACAAGAAAGAAUGUCCCGCUCGUUCUGUCCACUUCUGGUUUUGAUAUAGAUAUUUUAUCAUGCUUUGCAUUGUUCAGUAGUCAUAAUCAGCCAAGAAAUGUUCCAGAUUCUGACGUUCAAAAUUAUUCUUCGUUACUCGAAAUACCAUGGUAUGGACGAGUUGAAAGACCAAAUUCGAAUGAUAGUUCGCAGAUGGAAACACAUACUCUUGGUUCAGGUCAUCACAGAAUUCAAUUUGCAGCUUUAAAACACUUUGGAAAUCUUUCGAAGUUCAAUGAUUACGAAAUAUACUGUACGCCUCCAUUCAACUUCGUAUCAUAA
This is a messenger RNA of Adineta ricciae, 948 nucleotides long. NCBI's taxonomy places the organism in Eukaryota, Metazoa, Rotifera, Eurotatoria, Adinetida, Adinetidae. The record is from the annotation of a GenBank genome assembly.